AUGCGACCUGAGUUGGUUGAUGACGAUUCUUUUGAGAUUGCAGUGGCUCAAGGACCAGGACCUGAUAGACCUACUGAUGAUGAAAUCAUUGACAUGGCUAGUAUCAAUCCAACAGUAUUGGUGUCAAAAGGACCACACUAUGUGCUUCCACUUACUUUGACGUUAGCAUUGAACUGGAAAUACAGCCUACAAUUGACCCAAAGCCUCUUCAAAAUGAUUGCAGGAAAGGCACCCGAAGUCUGUUUGCCUGCAAACAUAUUUGAUGGUAUCGAAAGUUUUGCUCCGUGGGUUGCCCUUGAUGAAAACUCGACCACAAAACGGGCAGCAAUGGAUAUGGUGGCUGUGCGGGGUAUGGAGCCAGUUCUCAAGAGUAGCAAUGUCAGAAUGGCUGCGAACUGGUGUACUGAUUGGGAAGUGGAUGCCUUUUUGGAAUUUGUCCGCAAAAUCCUCUCAAAUCGGAGCAUAGAGGAUCUCAGACUCGCAUUUCCGGAGCCCUCCCAAGACGAACAUGGGAAAUCAAUAGGGUUCAACUCAGAUGCAUUCAAGGAGCUACUGCCAAAAUGUAAAAUCCAAGAUGUAUGUCUGCAUCACUGUUCAAACAAUCCUUUGGCAUUUGAUUUCCUGGAACAUUGCUUGGCAGGGAUGCCUUGUCUGACGCGAAUCGAUAUGAAGCUUGAAACUGAUGUUGAUGCUGUUUCAACAAUUAUGAGCAAUUUCCUCUGCAACAACUUAGUAGUGGAUUCCUUGACAAUCCGGGCAACAAGUGACACAUCAGCAAAGGGGCUGGAUCCAAUUCUCAAUUCGCUAAAGCGCAAUGAUACCCUCCGAGAAUUCUACUACUGUCAACGUAAUAUGCAACCGGACAAGUUCAAGAGAUACCACGAAAUUUUAACAAGUAUUCUUCAGAAGUCCAAUACAACGCUAUCUGGCGCGGAAUUUUGGGAUGGCUGCACUGAUGACAAUCUGGACGGCAACCUCUGCACUGAAAUGCAUCCAAGCCAACACUUGCUGCCUUUCAACACGACCCUCAAUUUUGCGGGACGCAAAGAAGCACGUGAACCAUACUCCAACACAGCUGGAUUCGUGGAUCUUCUGGUCCAGGUGCAAGAGGAUACAAUUUAUCUUGACGACGAGGAAAAUCAUCCAGUCACAGAUGACGAUGUUUUCAAUAUGCUUUAUGGACUUUUGCAUGAAAACCCAGGCGAAUGGAGUCGAGUCAUCCAGGCAACAUCUCACAAGGCAGCACUGCUUGUGCAAUCAAACGAAAGCACAGCGCCAUGUGUUGAUGACUGGCUGCAUUGA
This is a messenger RNA of Seminavis robusta, 1302 nucleotides long. NCBI's taxonomy places the organism in Eukaryota, Bacillariophyta, Bacillariophyceae, Naviculales, Naviculaceae. The record is from the annotation of a GenBank genome assembly.